This is a messenger RNA of Uloborus diversus, 2193 nucleotides long. Its product is annotated as tigger transposable element-derived protein 6-like. NCBI's taxonomy places the organism in Eukaryota, Metazoa, Arthropoda, Arachnida, Araneae, Uloboridae. Gene Ontology annotation, cellular component: nucleus. Gene Ontology annotation, molecular function: DNA binding. The record is from RefSeq and is a predicted model, not a curated record.
GAAUGCGUUUCCAAAAUGGUGUCGAGCUGGAGAUAGUUUAUUUUCACAAGUCAAAGCAAAAAUGCACCUUCCAAAAUAAAUAAAAAAGCAGUACAAUCGAUUAAUUUUCUUUUGCAACACAUAUGAACAAAAAGAAAAGGCGCCCUUGUAUCAAAAGGCGUCUAGCCCAAAGGAAUAAAGAGCUGAAACCGUCCUUCCUCCUCCCCUGAGAUUGUUCUUUUAUUUUGUUUAAACCACAGUGUUUUUUUUUUUUUCUUUUUUGGGAAAAGAAAACAUGCACAUGGAGAGGAAAACUAAACAUCUAAAAAUGCUUGCCAAGUAAAAAAACAGAAAAUGUUCUUUUUUUUUUUUUUUUUGAGUGAGUGGCAAAUGAAGAUGAUCCGAAAAGGUGUAACAUUCCCAUCUGAUUGCGUCAUCACUGUCACAUGAUCGACGAAAACGAAAGAUUUUAUUUUAUCCACUAGUGUAUAUAUAUAUUUUUCCCUAAGAUGGCAGGGAGAAAGCAAAUUUCAUUUCAAGAUAAACUCAACGUCAUCAGCAAUAUUGAUGAUGGAAUGAAGCAGGUUGAUGCAGCUAAGAAAUAUGGAUUAUCUCAAUCUACAGUUGCAACGUUCCUCAAGAAGAGGAAACAUAUUGAAGAUUCUGUGAGAUCAAAUUCAGUUAAUCCCAAGCGAAAACGACUAAAAGUCGUGACAAAUGAAAACAUUGAUGCUGCCGUCCUGAAGUGGUUUCAAGUGAUGAGGGCAACAAAUAUCCCAAUAAAUGGACCCUUGUUAUGUGCACAAGCACGGAAAUAUGCAGCAAUGCUAUGGAACGAAACUUUUAAAGCUAGCAAUGGUUGGCUAAUGCAUUUUCGGGAUCGCCACGGAAUCACUUUCCAGGAAAUUCACGGAGAGAAAAAAUCUGCUCCGAUGAAUGAGGCAAAUGCCUGGAGGCAAGAGAAGAUGAAAGAUAUUCUUCAAAAGUAUGCACCAGAAGACAUUUAUAACACUGAUGAAGCUGGGCUGUUUUUCAACUCCUCCCUGAUAGAACAUUGGCGUUUAAGGGUGAAAAGUGUCACGGCGGGAAGAAAUCGAAACAAAGAUUGACUGUUGUUCUGUGUGCCAAUAGUACAGGAACACAUAAAAUUCAAUCUCUUGUUAUCGGCAAAUCUUUGAAGCCAAGGUGCUUCAAGAAUGUGAGAAGUCUUCCUGUGGAAUAUAAAGCCAAUAAAAAGGCUUGGAUGACGUCUAAAUUUUUUUCUGAAUGGUUGCUGAAGUUAGAUAAGGAAAUGAAGAAGAGGAAGAAAAAAAUUGCAUUGUUGAUGGAUAAUUGCUCCGCUCACACUUCAAUUCCAAAACUACAAUGCGUUGAAUUUUUUUUUUUUUUUUUUUCGGCCAACUGCACUUCCAUAUUGCAGCCACUCGACAUGAGCAUAAUUAAAUGUUUUAAAGGAUACUAUAGGAAACCUUUGGUAGAAUCGAUACUUCUGGGGAUUGAAACUAAAGUGGAAGACCCUUUAAAAGCUGUAAAUGUUAAGGACGCAUGUGACUUUAUUGCUGGAAGUUGGUGGGCAGUAACAGAGAAAACCAUUCUGAAUUGUUGGAAAAAGGCCGGUUUAGGUGUCUUAGAAGAUAAAAUGAUAUCUAAUUGUGAUGAAAAUUCCUCAGACUGUGAUAUUUUAUAUGAUCAGGAAAUAGUUUUGAAUCUCCAAACAUCUGUGUCCCAACUCGAGGAAAAAACGGGCAAAAAAUAUGGAGUGAACGUGGAGGAUUAUUUGACAGCGGAUGAUGAUCUUACUGUUUUCGCAGGAGUUACUGAUGAAGAAAUUCUCUCUGAAAUUACUGGUUAGAUGGAACAUAGUGGAGAAGAAGAUGAUGAUGAUGAUAAUACGAGUCCUUCACAAUCCUUAUUGUCGACCCAGGAAAGCACUUCAAUCAGUCAAAUCUCUGCGGACAUUUUUUUUCCAAGUCUUCCAUCCACAAACGAGGAUCAUUUUCGUGCUUUGGACUCAAUGUAUACCUUGUUGGUUGACUUAACAGUCAAAAAAGCGGCCAAACAAACAAAAAUAUUUUAUUUUUUUCAAUAAAAACGGAUUUGAGGUAUGUUUACGAGCUUAUUUUCGGAAUUUAUUUCAAUUGAUAGUAAUAUUUAAUCAUAAUUAACACCUUGCCAAUAAAUGUAUUACAAAUAUACUAUAUAUAAAAACAUUUA